UCUGUCUGUGGCUUUGGUGCUCUCACUGCGGCAAUACUCGUUUGUGUUUCCAUUAAUUUUCCGAAUCGUCAUCAUCAUUUUGCAUUUGACUUUCGUAUCGAGCAGUUUAUUGUGCAUCGAGUUUGUGUUCACGUUCACGUUAUUUCCGUUUGUCGCCGACUUUUUUUUUUCCUCACACAAGUGCAAUAAUUUUCUUAAAAAUUUCUAUUGCGCGUGUGUAUAUGUUCGUGCCGUAAUUUUGUGUGUGAGUGGCUUGUGUUUUCAUAACUCGAGAUCUUUUUGACAACUGAUGUUGGUGUGGAAACACUAAAACCCGGUCCAAGUUAUUUGCAUGGAAUGUGUUCCAUUAAAAUAUGUAUGCUAUUAAAAGCUGAUUAAGAAAUUAAAUAAAAAACAUUGAAAAUUUCUGUGAUAACCAAAAAAUAUACGUUAGGACAGCUGCGAAAACUCGUUCCUUCCUGCCAUUUUAACUGUAUUUUUCCGCACUGACCAAUAAUAAGCUGAAUUGAUUCGUGCUGACCAGAGCGGAGGAGCCACAUACCAAAAUGUCGCGCAAAUCGCUAAAUGUUCGCGUCACCACAAUGGACGCCGAACUGGAGUUUGCCAUACAACACACGACCACCGGCAAACAGCUCUUCGAUCAGGUCGUCAAAACGAUCGGUCUGCGUGAGGUCUGGUUCUUUGGUCUGCAGUACAAUGACUCAAAGGGUGAUUCCACAUGGAUUAAACUUUACAAAAAGCCAGAAUCGCCAGCCAUAAAAACCAUAAAAUAUUUGAAACGAGUUAAGAAAUAUGUGGAUAAGAGGACGGCAGACGGCCACCACAGCCAGCACAACAAUGAGGUUAGCGACGAAGAUGACGAUGCCGAUGAUAUGACUGGAUCCAUGCCAUUCUCCACAUGGGUCUUGAAUCAGGAUGUGAAAAAGGAGAAUCCCCUACAAUUCAGAUUCCGCGCCAAGUUCUAUCCGGAAGAUGUCGUUGAGGAGCUCAUCCAAGACAUAACACUCCGCCUAUUCUAUUUGCAAGUGAAGAAUGCCAUACUAUCCGACGAAAUUUAUUGUCCUCCCGAAACGUCCGUACUGCUCGCUUCGUAUGCCGUUCAAGCACGUCACGGCGACUACAAUAAAGGCGUGCACAUAGCCGGAUUCUUGGCCAAUGAUCGCCUGCUGCCGCAACGUGUCAUGGAUCAACACAAAAUGACCAAGGACGAAUGGGAGGAAUCGAUAAUGAAUUGGUGGAAGGAUCAUCGCGGCAUGUUACGCGAAGACGCAAUGAUGGAGUACUUGAAGAUCGCACAGGAUCUGGAGAUGUACGGUGUGAAUUACUUUGAAAUCCGCAACAAGAAGGGCACCGAGCUGUGGUUGGGUGUGGACGCGCUCGGUCUUAAUAUCUACGAACAGGAUGACAAGUUGACGCCGAAAAUCGGUUUCCCUUGGUCGGAAAUCCGCAACAUUUCAUUCUCGGACAAGAAAUUCAUAAUCAAACCGAUCGAUAAGAAAGCGCCCGACUUUGUCUUCUUUGCGCCGCGCGUACGCAUCAACAAGCGAAUUUUAGCGCUAUGCAUGGGCAAUCAUGAGCUGUAUAUGAGGCGUCGCAAGCCCGAUACAAUUGAUGUGCAGCAAAUGAAGGCGCAAGCACGUGAGGAGAAGAACGCCAAGCAGCAGGAGCGCGAGAAACUUCAAUUGGCGCUCGCGGCUCGUGAACGUGCUGAGAAGAAGCAGCAUGAGUACGAGGAUCGUCUGAAGCAAAUGCAAGAGGAAAUGGAGCGCUCACAGAAGGAUCUGAUCGAGGCCCAAGAGAUGAUACGUCGUCUUGAAGAUCAAUUGCGUCAAUUGCAAGCAGCCAAGGACGAGUUGGAGCUGCGUCAGAAAGAACUGCAGGCUAUGUUACAACGCCUGGAGGAGGCCAAGAAUAUGGAAGCUGCAGAGAAGGCCAAACUGGAGGAGGAAAUCAUGACCAAACAAAUGGAAGUACAACGCAUUCAAGACGAGGUGAACGCCAAGGACGAAGAGACGAAACGUCUACAAGACGAAGUCGAGGAAGCCAGACGUAAACAGUCGGAAGCUGCUGCUGCACUUUUAGCGGCGUCAACGACACCUCAGCACCAUCACGUUGCAGAGGAUGAGAACGAGAACGAAGAGGAGCUCACGAAUGGUGAUGGUGGCGGUGAUGUGUCACGCGAUCUGGACACAGACGAACAUAUCAAGGAUCCAAUCGAGGACAGACGCACACUAGCUGAGCGCAACGAGCGCCUGCAUGAUCAAUUGAAAGCUCUAAAGCAAGACUUGGCACAAACCCGUGACGAGUCGAAAGAGACGCAAAACGAUAAGAUUCAUCGGGAGAAUGUGCGUCAAGGUCGCGACAAAUACAAGACAUUACGAGAAAUCCGUAAGGGCAACACAAAGCGUCGUGUCGAUCAAUUUGAAAACAUGUAAACUGGAAUUUGUGGGCUGGGUGCGAAGUAGCCGGCUGAGGUGGACUGGCAUGACUACGGCGUCAGUCUUGUAUAGAACAACAGCAUCAAUGGCAGCGGCUAUAUAAACAUUAUACAAUAACAACAACAACAACAAAAACAGCAAUAAUAACAACAACAGCAGCAGCAAUUUACAGUAACCAUUCAACCAACUAACUGAAAACACACCUCCGCCCGAUCGUCCUCGACAUGAGCAGAUCGUUAUUUAAAUUUAAAAAAAAAAUACUAUUUACAAAGUAAGAAAUGAAAUUUGAUACACUUUUUGAUAAGAUAAAGUCUUCGAUGUCGCAAAGUAGGUAAACCAUAAAAAACUAAAACAAAAAAUCAUAAACGCUUACAAAACAAAUUCGUAGAAACAAUCAAAUGCAUUUUCUUUCCUUUUUGGAUAAAAAUUGAAUUAAAUCAAAAAUAAUAAGAUUGCUGUUCCCCCUAUAUGUUGAUGAUUCGAAUGUAGAAUCGCAAAUAUUUAGUUUGGUUUUGUCUACUUUAUUUUAUUUACAAAGUAUUCCUAUUCCUUUGGCAUUUAUUUCAAUAAAUUCCUUUAAUUAAAAGUUAUUAAAAUUAAAAUAAAAGUGUGCGAAAAAAGCUAGAAUAGAAUUUGCAUUAAAAUUAUUUUCCCGAGCUAUACUAAAAUGUCAAUUGUUUUUUCCAACUUUUCUUCAAACACAUAAUCGCAAAUGUGAAAAUCGUCAAUCAAUACAUUUUUUUCUUGAAUCGUUCCCAAGGCGAAUUCAUAAUUCGUACCGUAUUAAUUAUUUAAUUUUUGAGUACCAACUUUAUAUAUACAGUUAUAUAAAAAUUGUAGUCUUUUUUUUUUGAUUUUUUUGAGAAAGAAAAACUUUUAAACGAUAUAAAUACUUUAAGGUAUAGUUGUUCUAUAUAUAUAAUUAUUACACAUUAUUAUUAUAAAAUAACAGUACCAUUAAUUUGAAAGGAUAAAUGGAAAUCUAAUCAUUCAAACAAGAGAAAAACAGAGCAACGCAAAGGGAAUCCAUUUACAUGAAAAAUUGUUAUUAUUACUUGGCAGAAUAAUUAUAUUAUUAAUAAUAUAAUAAAAUAAAAAUAAACCAUUGUAUUAUUAGAAGAAGAAGAAGAAAAAGAAGAUGAUGAUGAUGAUGCGAGAGUGACCACUAGGGAUCAGCGUGAGUUUCUAACCGCACCAUAUUAAAUAAGAUUAACGUCAACUGCUUUCGUUAAGCUUCAGCUUACUCAUGGAAGCAAGACCAACUUGUUUUUAAUUGCAUUUGUUCGAGAAAAAUUACAUUAGCACUACCUGUGGAUUUCAUUUAUAUCGUUCGAUACUGCAAAUAUUUAUUAUUACAACAUUAUACAAAAAAUAAUAAUAAUAAUAAUAAAGUGGAUUACUCUUGAAGAGGUGAAAAAAGUCGAUGCCACUGCAUUGCUAUUGUUGUGGUAAUAGUAUUAAAGUGAACUCUGCAACUUGUUAAAAACUGUCUUAUCGUUAACCCUCCCUUCGCUGAUAAUUGUAUAAUUUCACGUUUUGUAGUUAACAAAAAAAACUGACUCUUAAUUCCAUUAAUUUUUAGCUAAAGUUUUUUUUUUUUGGAAGUUAAGGUAUCAAAACAAUAGAAAAAUUUAGUACACUAAAGGCUUAUCCUUUGCUAGAGCGAUAUGCCUAUUCACUGAAAAUAGUUUGCUAAACCAUAAUUUAAAUAAUACUAAAAUAAAGUUUUUCUUUUUUGUAUACAAAUAUA
This is a messenger RNA of Ceratitis capitata (Mediterranean fruit fly), 4188 nucleotides long. RefSeq names its product moesin/ezrin/radixin homolog 1 (gene Moe). Gene Ontology annotation, molecular function: actin binding; cell adhesion molecule binding. Gene Ontology annotation, biological process: regulation of organelle assembly; positive regulation of early endosome to late endosome transport; regulation of cell shape. NCBI's taxonomy places the organism in Eukaryota, Metazoa, Arthropoda, Insecta, Diptera, Tephritidae. Gene Ontology annotation, cellular component: cytoskeleton; microvillus; plasma membrane. The coding region runs from base 546 to 2435 and encodes 629 amino acids. The record is from RefSeq and is a predicted model, not a curated record. The transcript is spliced from 10 exons.